This is a messenger RNA of Trichoplax adhaerens, 1581 nucleotides long. RefSeq lists its product as uncharacterized. The transcript is spliced from 5 exons. Gene Ontology annotation, molecular function: protein binding; RNA binding; phenylalanine-tRNA ligase activity. The record is from RefSeq and is a predicted model, not a curated record. Gene Ontology annotation, biological process: phenylalanyl-tRNA aminoacylation. NCBI's taxonomy places the organism in Eukaryota, Metazoa, Placozoa, Uniplacotomia, Trichoplacea, Trichoplacidae. Bases 1 to 1581 code for a protein of 526 amino acids.
AUGGACGAUCAAAAUUGGCCGGAAAUCGAUACUGUUGUUCAAGAACGUCGCUAUGAACUUGUACUCCAUGGUAGCAAUAUCAAUGCAAGAAUCGAAAAACACGGCGGUCUACAUGCGAAUAUCUGCAAAUUAACCAAUCUCAAUUUCCUUAGAAUUAGCCAUACUUGCUUGUCACAGUUACCUGAGGAUAUUGGCAACUUGAUCAAUUUAAAAAAUUUAAUCUUGGAUCAUAACAAGUUGACGUCCAUUCCAAGCAGUAUUGGUCAAUUUACCAAGUUGAAAUUAUUGGAUUUAUCCUACAAUAAUUUGGAAAAAUUACCCCAUGAAAUUGGCCAACUGGAGCAGCUUACUGAUCUUAAUUUAGUUUGUAAUCAAUUAAUGGAUCUACCAGCAUCCAUGGGUCAAUUAGCAGCUUUAACUAGAAUCAAUGUCAGCAAUAAUAAGUUGAGUCAGUUGCCCAAUCAAUUCUAUCAUGCAAGUAAUCUUUGUGAAUUUAGAGCUGCUAAUAAUACGAUUCAUGGUGUAACCGAUGCUAUUGCGUCCUUAAAUCAAUUAAAGACCUUAGAUUUUACGGGUAAUAAAAUAGAGUUAGUUCCUCAUCAAAUUGCGCUAUGUAGCAAAUUGAAAGAGUUAACUUUAAUGGAUAAUCCUAUCAAGGAUAGGAAGUGUAUUAAAUUAACCAAGCAAAACAAUAGCAAGCUACUGAUUGAAUACCUUCGUAACUGUAAUAAGAAAGCAACUGCUGAUAGCCAAAUCAGUAAAAAGGGAGCUGGUAAAUCGCCGGACCAAGCUGACAAUGAUACUUCUGCAAAUUCGGAAGAUCAGUUGAUUGCGUUGGAAGUACGUAUACUACCAACACCAGAUAUAAAAAUAUAUUCCGCUGGUAAUGUAUUAGACGUUCGACCAUAUAUAGUUUGCUGUAUAUUGAAAGGAGUGGAUUUUAGUCGUGAGGACGUAUUUAAGAAAUUUAUUGCCUUGCAGACCAAACUACACGAUACUAUCUGUGACAAGAGAAUGCUGGCCACUAUAGCUACUCAUGACUAUAGCAAGGUUGAAUUUCCUUUAUCAUACCAAGCUGAAGCACCGGAAAAAAUUUCCAUCAUACCAUUGGAUAAAGAAUGUGCGGUUACAGCCAAACAAUUUAUAGAUCAGCUAGUAAAGGAUAGUAACGUCACAGGGCAAGCAAAGAGAAAGAAUAAAAAUUCUGGGUUGCAAAAGUACCUAACACUGGUAAAAGAGAGUAAAAUACUUGCUUGCCUGAUAGAUUGUAAAAGUAACGUUAUAUCAUUACCACCUCUAGUCAAUUCAGAAAAAACCAAGAUUUCUCCUGCCUCUAAAGAAAUAUUAUUAGAAGUUACCUCCUCAAAGAGCCUAGCAGCUUGUAAGAAAGUUAUGAAUACGUUGAUUGAAAAUAUCGCAGAAUUAGUUAUAAACUCGGACAAGGUUCUGGAAUCCGAACCAAAAUCGAUUUUAUUGGAACAAGUUCGAGUCGGAAAUCAAGAAGGUAGCCUUAAAGUAGUUUAUCCGUCAAGAACUGACUUAACGAAUUUUCGAAAAGAAAUCUCUAUUCAGCGUGCUUAG